AUGGACUCUACAAAACUCUCAUGCGAUAAGGUUUCGCUGCUACAACUGGCCUCAAUCAGGAGGUCUGUGUGGGACAGUAAGGCAUCCCAUCCCCGGUUAAUACACAUGGAGAUGGUUGCGCACCAAUCUGCCUGCCAGGAGUACAGCAUUGAAAUCCUCAAGCAUCUGAUUGAUCUCGAGAAUCAGACCCGGUCGUCAUGGACUAGCUUCCAGUCCCAGCCGGAACUUACCGUGGAGAUGCGCACUUUGAUUUUCGACUUUAUCAUGAGCUGCCACACUCGCUUGGGACUUUCCUCCUCGACACUCUUCUUAUGCUACAACAUCAUUGAUCGGUACUGCUCCAAGAUCAUUGUUAAAUCACCCACAUAUCAGCUACUAGGGCUUACCGCUCUUUGGCUGGCGUCCAAGUUCGCAGACAAAAAGCCCCGAAUACCGAGCCUGCAGAGCCUCUGCUGCCACCAGCACACGAAACAGCAGUUCAAGGAAAUGGAGCUGCACAUCCUCAAGAGCCUUAACUGGUCUGUGUGCUCUGCUCCGAGUCACGAUUCGUUCGUGGAUAUCCUCCUGAAAACCAAGAUAGCCAAUCUCAGCUUCAAGCGCCUCAAUCUAAACGAUUUAAAGUAUGGAGCAACGAUUCUUUGCGAGCUAUCCUGCUUUGACCCAGCACUGAACUACAAUUACAACUCCAGCGCCAUUGCCUUGGCAAGCGUUACAGUUAUAACCUGCGCACUCCGACUCGCUGAGCUCUCCGAGUUCAUAGAUUGCAGGCGAUGUACUACUGACAAAAAUCUCAUUGUCAUCUGCAACCAGCUUCUCUGUCUACUAGCCUGCGAGGACAACUUCCCGUCCAGCUUUAACCUCAAGUACGCUUCCGAGGGCGGCACGCUCCACUCCAACCCCAUUAUGGCCCGUCUGUUCGCUUAUUACCGCCGGUUAGCUGAUGAGAAAAAACGUUCGUGGCGUGAUGCAGGCACUCGCGUGGGCUCGCCAUGUGCAGGCUCAGCACCGGCCAGUGCUGCCGGCGGCUCCCCCGAUAUCCGCAUUGGCGGCGACACGCCCCCGGGCUCUGUUCCGCCUUCCGCUCUGGGCCCGCUUGCCCCGCAUAUGCCGACAAUCAAGACUUUUGUGCCUCCCACACCAACUACUCCGAGCAACUCAUCGCGCACUCAGCUGUCGCUUUGUGCCAAGCCCCAUACGCUACCCGCGCCUGUGUCCGUCGCAGCGUCGGCGCGCGCAAAAGGCACUGCACAUCAGCACACGCCUCCGGUCCAGAACCCCGCGCACUUGCUGCAUACUGCGCAAUCUAAGCGCGCCGCCUCGGCCAUGGACCUUGAGUUCUUCGACAUGGAUCAUGCCCUGGUCAAGAAACUACGCUAG
Eremothecium gossypii ATCC 10895 is the source of this 1377-nucleotide messenger RNA. RefSeq names its product cyclin CLN3 (gene CLN3). The coding region runs from base 1 to 1377 and encodes 458 amino acids. The transcript has a single exon. The record is from RefSeq and is marked provisional. Gene Ontology annotation, cellular component: centrosome; cytoplasm; cyclin-dependent protein kinase holoenzyme complex. Gene Ontology annotation, biological process: mitotic cell cycle phase transition; regulation of cyclin-dependent protein serine/threonine kinase activity. Gene Ontology annotation, molecular function: cyclin-dependent protein serine/threonine kinase regulator activity. Lineage: Eukaryota; Fungi; Ascomycota; Saccharomycetes; Saccharomycetales; Saccharomycetaceae.